Messenger RNA from Drosophila virilis, 2483 nucleotides. RefSeq names its product dipeptidyl peptidase 3 (gene DppIII). Gene Ontology annotation, biological process: proteolysis. The record is from RefSeq and is a predicted model, not a curated record. Gene Ontology annotation, molecular function: metalloexopeptidase activity; dipeptidyl-peptidase activity. Gene Ontology annotation, cellular component: cytoplasm. Lineage: Eukaryota; Metazoa; Arthropoda; Insecta; Diptera; Drosophilidae.
AUUUCAAAAUCGUCAGUCAAAAUUCUCAGUCAUGUUGCUAGUUCAGAAAAUUCGUAGGUGCCAUCAACUGGGCCAGCUUUGCCAAUUACGUUUUCGAACGGCCGGCAGUUACACUGUAGCGCAACAUUUCCAAAAGCAGGCAACGCGUCUUCUGAAUUUCGGUCAGCUAAGAACAACAACAUCUGCAUUUACAGCCGUCAAUUACAGCACACGUGUUAAUUUGCCACAACCAAGCGUAAUGGCCAGCAAAACUUCGCAUUUCGUGUUGCCAAACACGCAGCCCAUUGCCGAUUUGGAUUGCAAAAACGCAUUUGAAAAUUUAACCGACAAGGAAAAGCUGUACGCUCACUAUUUUAGUAAGGCAUCGUGGGAUGGUGGUUUGGUUUCCCUCAUCCAGUCCAGCCCGGAGGCGCCCCUUAUAUUUUCGUUAUUGCAUCGCAUUUUUGUUGCCGAAAAACCCGCCGAGCUGAAAGUCAAAGCCUUAAAAGCGGGCGCUACUGAAGAUGAUUUUACUGCAUUCCUAGUUUACGCAUGUGGCGUGUUCGCCAAUUCCGGCAACUACAAGGGCAUGGGUGAUAGCAAAAUAGUGCCCAACUUGGCGGAGGAUAAAUUUGAGGCGAUCGUACGCUCUUCGGCUGCCUAUGCUGCUGAGCCGCGCGUGUCUAAGAUUUAUGAGAAGGUCAAAAAUCUGAUUUAUGCUCUGGAAGCACGUAAUGAAGUCCUCGGCUUUGCGCCAAAUGGUGUAACUACAUAUUGGUCGGACAACUGCACCAAGGAGGAUUCGGAAAUAGUCAAUGCUUGGCUGACAACGAAGCGUAUCGAGCCAUACAUGUGUCGUACAUUUAAAGUGACCGAGAACGGAAAAACAUUUUACGACAUUAAGCUCGGUUCCGUGGAGCAAACUAGCAAGGAGGGCAUAACCCUGGCUCUGGAGGAGUACAAUGGCAACCAUUUUCGCGUUACACGUGGCGACUAUCAACCCUUGCUGAAACGUGUAAACGAGAAUUUGCUUCAAGCAAAAAAAUAUGCCGCCAAUGAUAAUGAGACAAAAAUGAUUGAGCAUUAUGUCAAAUCCUUUGAGGAAGGCUCUUUGGCCGAGCAUAAGGAUGGCUCCAGAUGGUGGAUCAAGGACAAGGGACCCGUUAUUGAGACCUACAUUGGUUUCAUUGAAACGUACCGCGAUCCGGCGGGCGGGCGUGCCGAAUUCGAGGGCUUUGUGGCCAUGGUCAAUAAGGAAAGUUCGGCUAAAUUUUCCGAAUUGGUCAAUCGUGCCGAGAAACUUCUAGAGUAUUUGCCAUGGACUGAGCCCUAUGAGAAGGAUUCAUAUUUAAAGCCAGAUUUCACGUCGCUAGAUGUACUGACUUUUGCUGGAAGCGGCGUUCCUGCUGGCAUUAAUAUACCCAAUUAUGACGAAAUUCGUCAGGAUGAGGGCUUUAAAAAUGUUUCGCUGGGCAACGUGCUGGCCAACAUAAAUCGCAAGGAUCCCAUACCUUUUCUAUCCGAUGCGGAUCAGACACUCAUGAAGGAAUAUAAGGUGAAGGCUUUUGAGGUGCAAGUGGGUUUGCACGAGCUGUUGGGACAUGGCAGUGGCAAAUUGUUCCGCAUCGAUGAAAAUGGUACUCACAACUUUGACGUGGAGACAGUAAAGAACCUCAUAACUGGCGAGCCUAUUAAGAGUUGGUAUAAGCCUGGCGAGACGUACGAUACAAAAUUCGGUGCUAUUGGUUCAUCCUACGAAGAGUGCCGCGCUGAGGCAGUGGGCCUUUAUUUAUCUCUGCAGCGGGAUAUACUGGAAAUAUUUGGUUUUAAAGACGCUGCAGAGCAGGACGAUAUCAUUUACAUCAAUUGGCUUAGCCUUAUUUGGAACGGCAUGGGUGUUGCCCUGGAAAUGUACAAUCCCAAAUCUAAACUGUGGCUCCAGGCACAUUCGCGUGCACGUUUCGUUAUCAUGAAAGUAUUGCUCGAAGCUGGCGAAGGAUUUGUUACCGUUGAAGAGACCGAGGGUGGUAAAAAUCUACUGCUCACAUUGGACCGUAGCAAAAUUCAUACCGUCGGCAAGAAAGCGCUGGGCGAAUUCUUGACCAAGCUGCAGGUGUAUAAAUCCACAGCCGACAUCGAAGCAGCUUCCAAAAUGUACGAACACUAUUCGAACGUGAACGAAGGCGGAUCGCAUCCUUGGGCCAAGUGGCGUGAUAUAUGCCUGGCGCACAAAAAACCACGCAUUAUUCUGGUGCAGGCUAACACAUUUAUUAAUGGUGACAAAGUUGAAUUAAAGACUUAUGAUGCUACUCAUGAGGGCUACAUACAGUCUUGGGUAGAGCGUUAUCCCACUACUGAUAUUGAUGAUGUACUAGAAAAUAUUGUAGAGCAGGAUAAGAAGUACUUCCCUAUUGCUUAUUCAAAGUAACACGGCUGAAAAUUGCAUAUACAUGUUGACUCUGAAAAUAUAUAUUAAAUAUCUUUAUACACUUUUUAUUGCCAAA